Bombyx mori (domestic silkworm) is the source of this 4718-nucleotide messenger RNA. RefSeq lists its product as uncharacterized. Gene Ontology annotation, molecular function: cysteine-type deubiquitinase activity. Gene Ontology annotation, biological process: protein deubiquitination. The transcript is spliced from 13 exons. NCBI's taxonomy places the organism in Eukaryota, Metazoa, Arthropoda, Insecta, Lepidoptera, Bombycidae. Gene Ontology annotation, cellular component: cytoplasm. The record is from RefSeq and is a predicted model, not a curated record. The coding region runs from base 693 to 3509 and encodes 938 amino acids.
AUAUAAAGUAUAAAAUUCCUCAACGUCUUCUUUCAUUAGGACAUUUAGUUAUUUGAGUAGGAAGUGGCAUAAAAAUAGGAUUGCCAACAAUUUGCAUGACGUCAAGCCAAUGGAGUCAUAGUUGUCUUCUAAAAUUACAUAGCAGAAGAAAAAAUAUUUUCCCUCACGUAUACAGUCCAUUUUCAAAGAAAUUUCGACGAAAGUGUUAUGAGUUGUGUACGGCGCGAGUGAAAAAAAUAUAAAACAGAACACCAAACGUUUCAGACAUUGCGUUUUCCGUGUGUAACAUAGUUACUUAGUAACGGAGUUAUUUUAUUAAUUCUGUGAGUAUCCAAUCUUAUUUUUUGAUUAAAACUAAAAAAAUCGAUAGGGCACGAAUUCUACUCAUACAUCAUAUUUAAACACGUGAUAAUCGUGAAUAAGAAAUAAUUAAUUUGUGUUUAAUAAAACAACUAGCUUCGUCAUGCAAACACUGUCUUUAGAAUGCUAAAAAUAUACCUUCUCUGUGUAUUUCGGGAUUUAUAUUUGGAGAUUUUGCGAGUGCGAGGCCGGGAAUCAACCAAAGAAGAAGAUGCAAAAAACACGUAAACCAUCCAGAAUCAAAGCCAAUAUUAGUUAUUAAAAACAAUAUUUAGUACUAAGCGUACUAUGUAUUUUGUGUAUUAAAUAGAAAGUAUUUAAUAGUCUUCAAAAUGUCUUUAGUUUCUUCGUCAAGGCUCGAGGGAUCCUCGUCCAGCCUGUCGGGGUCCUACCGGUCUACCUUGACCUCUUCGUCAAGCCUAGACAAUCCUUAUUGCAGGCCACGUAGUGGCUCAUAUGCAACUUCAACUCUCCGAUCUUACGGAGACACCGUCACCGAAUACAGAUCCAGAUAUUCCAUCGACAGUAAAGGAGAUAAGAAGUCUCUGAUAGAAUACUCUAGAACUUCCAGAGCUCCAAGCGUGACGGAUUCGGACAGCGGUAUCUCGUCCAGGCAUCGUUCUGACAGAAGCGAGUCCAGGUCUAGAGAUAUUUCGACGACAAGGAGCGAGAGCGGCAAAACUCUAAGUGACCCCCCGUCUAGAACGAAAAGAAAUUUCAGCUCGUCGGCUUUCAUGAGCACGGCCGAGCUUUACAAGUUGUAUUCGCCCUCGAACUACAUACCGUUGACGCAGAGAAUACAGCAGCAACAAAAGCUUCAGAAUCAGAAUUACGGGGAGAUAUCGAGAUCAAAGUCGAUCUCGAACGACAUCGGUAGACCACCAGCAGCCGACCCAUCACGCGCUCUAAGGAAAGCCAGGAACUCGGCUAUCGGAACCACAUCUGAAAGAACCGAAAGCCGACGUUACAAGGAUAGUUCUCCGACGUCGGGCUACACGAAACGAAACUCCCUUACGAACGGAGUGAGGGACAGUAAUGGCAAUGAACUACCAUCUGUGCCCGAGAUGCGAAAGAAGUUUGAUCCGAAAAUGGCCGUCACCAAACUACCCGCAAACGAGAGUAGGUACGCGAGUAGGAGCAACGAUGAGCGGUACCUGAAUCAACUCAAAGACUGCGAGAACGGUACCGUUGGGUACACGAAGCUACGUCCCAAAGACGACAAACCGGUACCCGUUCAUCUGCCUUACGUCAGCCGGAACGGUACGUGCAAAUGGGAAUCAGGCUCGUCUAGUUCGCGGUCGAAUUCCAAUUCCGAUCUGUCGAUUAACAAAACGGCGUCAGAAAGCAGUAUUUCGAAGUAUCUUCACGAUAAACCUAACGGCGCGAGUACGGUCUUAACGUCGAAAAUCCCGCCCGACCAUUUGACGAGCGUCAAAAGUCAACUAGACCCCAACAAUCCAAUAGGGAAGAUUCUAGAGAAAUCGACCGUGAUCCAAGUUCAAAAUGGGGACGUAGAUUAUGCGGAACGCAAGAGAAUACGCAACAGUCCCGAAACGGUUAACAAAUCGAAAGACAACAUUAAAAACGACAUUGAAAAACAGGUCAAAAGUCAAAGGCACACGUCCGAUUUCGCUUCGUACAUACAAAUAUCGCAGCCGAUCGCCUCGGGCACGUCCGCGCUAAAGAAAAUUGAAAAUCACGUUAACGAGGAACCCGUGCCCACAGAGACGCGUAAAUCUAGAGCCGGCCUCAAAUACAUAGAUUCCGAGCAAGAGAAUGUAUCGCUGAACAAUGAAAUCGAAUCUCCAAGUGAGACGGGCUUCGAAAAUAAGACCUUCGAACACGAGAAUUAUCUUAAGAAGCGCUCGGAGAAGAGCGAAGGAGACUCGAAAGAGGAGGAUGGAGCCAAGUCCAUGGAGACCAGCGUUGAGAGUACUCUGAGCGAAUUGACCGAAGAUUCUAGUCCUGAAACUCCGUCUACAAGAAGGAAGCUCUUGGAUAAAGAAUACGAUGAUGUAAAAGGGGAAUUGGCCGGAGGCAAAAGCGGUCCUAGCGGCCUGCGCCGGAGCACCGAUCGAUCGGAAUCACUCUCCGAAUCCAGGAAUGAGCGGCAGUCAAGUCACACCAGUGGUCUGAACGGCCUCAGGAACAUCGGCAACACGUGUUUCAUGAAUAGCGUCCUCCAGUGCCUGUCGAACACCAAGCCGCUGCUGGAAUACGUCUCCGAAGACAAGUAUUGCGAUGACAUCAACACUUCGCUGUCCUGCAUGAAGGGGGCCCUCAUCAAAGCCUUCGCGACGGUCAUCAAGGAGGUGUGGCGCAGUGGUGAGCGUGACGGAGUCGUGAACACCACCGCCCUGAAGUCCCAGGUUCAGAAGUUCGCGCCGCGCUUCAUGGGCUAUAGCCAGCAGGACGCGCAGGAGUUUCUUCGUUAUCUACUGGAAGGGCUCCACGAGGACGUGAACAGGGUCACAGUCAAACCGAAGCCUAUAUUGACGGAGAUCGACGACAAUCUAAGCGAUUCAGCCAAGGCAGCCGAAGCGUGGAGCCGCUACCUGAGGAUGGAGGACAGCCGCGUGGGCGACAUCUUCGUGGGGCAGCUGAAGUCGACCCUACGCUGCACCCACUGCAACCACGACAGCGUCACCUUCGAUCCAUUCUGGGACCUGAGCCUGCCGAUUCCGGCCCGGACCGGCAACCUGAAGCUGCAGCAGUGCCUACAGCACUUCGUGCGCGAGGAAGAGCUGGACGGUGACGAGAAACCGACAUGCUCGAAGUGCGGCGUGAGACGGAAGUGCCUCAAAUGGUUCACGGUGCAGAAGUUCCCUCAAGUGCUGGUCUUGCAUCUCAAAAGGUUCUCCCCGACGGAGCGGUUCCGCGGCAAGCUGAGCGUGGUGGUGGAGUUCCCCCUGAGCGGCCUCGACAUGUCGCCCUACGCCGCCGCGCGGUCCGGCGCGCCCGUCUACAACCUGUACGCCGUCAGCAACCACUCCGGUACAACGUACUCCGGCCACUACACGGCGUACUGCAAGCACCCGCACACCGGCGACUGGCACGAGUACAAUGACUCUAGGGUAACGCCCAUCAACCCGUCCAACGUGGUUUCGUCGGAGGCCUACGUGCUCUUCUAUGAGCUUUCACGUACGUAGCGAAAGCUCAAAGCCCGCCCGCUCGCUGGCUCCGCGCGCCAGUGACAGUUGACAGUGACACGCGUCACGCUGGACGACGGGCAAGGGGGUCGUGACACUUGAUAAAUGUUUUUUUUUUAUACUCUUUUGUUUUGCUGACGGUACUUUUUUGUGAGUGGAGUUUUUUUUUAUAAAACGAAUAAAUUAUUUUGUUGUUGAAAAUGAAUCGUCCAGUAGAAUGUCGGGUAAAUAGUGGUGGGUGUGGCGUUCGAUCAUGCGAUGGCGUCGCGGGGUCGCGUGUUCGAGCUCCGACGCGACCAGAAUACGGACGACAAUGUUUAAAGGGAAAAUCUUUUAGUCCUCCUUUUGGAGACACAUUUUUUUAUUUCGAACGCUACAAUCAAUUUUUUUUAAUAAAACUCGAAUCCGCGAUCCCGUUUUCGGAGAGCACAUGUUAACUAAGUCAGCUGGUAGUUUCGUUUGGAAGCUCAAUAGCGUUUUUGACGGGGCUUAUAAAUUCGAAGAGUAACUAUAAAUAAUCCUUUAGUAUAACUUACAUUUUCUAUCUGACGGUCAUGACUUAGUAAUUAUAAACAAGAAUUCAAUGUACGGUCCCGUUGUGCUUCAGACGAAAAUAAUAUUCAUGUACAUUUAACCAAGUUAAUAGUAAGAUUAGUGAUUUAAUUUUUUUAUUUGCAUUGCGCAUUUACAUUGCGUUUUUAGUUGGGAAUAAAAUUAGCACUCCAUUGCUCGCUCUCCGCGUUCACUCUUGUAAUUUAUAAGCCCGAAUAUCAACGUGCGCUGUUGUUGUCCGCGGGCGACUGAUCUGAACCGUCAAGUGUCCUUCUCGCUUGUCUUAAAGUUUGACCGCAAAAGUAUUUUUUUUUUUUCGUUUUAGAGCAUUACACACAAAAAAUAUGAAGCCUUAUCCCGUCAAUGAUUGUAAAUGAACACACAGUGACACUGCAAUUAUAUUAUUUACAUUUGAAAUUCCUAUCAAUUUUAGUCAUUUUGUAAAUAAAUAAAUUAAUAUUAAUAAUAUUAUUAAAAAAAAAGCUUUUAUAAAAUAAUACACAUUAUAUAAAUAGUAUACAUAUAUCUAUAUAUUUAAAUACGCAAAUUGUUAAUUGUUUGUUGAUGAAUAAAGGUAAUUUAUUUAUUAAUUCAAAUUAAUUAUUGAUUAACUAAUAAAAUUUAAUUAGCUAAAUAAAUAAUUGUUUUUGAAAAGAA